AUGUUCUGGACCCAGGAAGGCCUAAAGCCGCGGACGAAGGCUGAUGACUUGAGGCGGGCAUCCAUCUUGCUGAUCGUUUUUCGUCUGAUCCGUACACGACGACACGGAUACCGACAGCAGGUUAUCACCGCGCGUCGAGCUGGCGUGCCGCGCUACUACAUGCAGGAAGCUCGCCGUAUGACAGCCCCGCUGAGCCAUCCACUGCCAAGGUGGUCCAGUGACAAUGCCUACGGCAGAAACCCGAUCGUCACGGGCCUGAUGCUGCUCGUAGCGACUGCCGAAAUCCACGAUUACGCUCGAAUCCUUCGCACCAUUUGA
Messenger RNA from Phytophthora infestans T30-4, 318 nucleotides. RefSeq lists its product as uncharacterized. The coding region runs from base 1 to 318 and encodes 105 amino acids. Lineage: Eukaryota; Oomycota; Peronosporomycetes; Peronosporales; Peronosporaceae. The record is from RefSeq and is a predicted model, not a curated record. The transcript is spliced from 2 exons.